Messenger RNA from Eruca vesicaria subsp. sativa (arugula), 2787 nucleotides. The record is from the annotation of a GenBank genome assembly. Lineage: Eukaryota; Viridiplantae; Streptophyta; Magnoliopsida; Brassicales; Brassicaceae.
AUUAGAUUAAACCCUAAAACGCGUCUUUCAACUCCGAAAUCGAAAUUGAGUCGCUGCGAUUAUGGAGCUUCGUUCUCGCAAUAAGCGGUCUCUUCCACCGAACAAAGAGAAUCUCUAUGAAGAAGAAGAAGUCAGUGAAAAACCUAAUGGUUUAACUUCUUCUGAUGACGAUUCAGAGGACUCUGAGUUUCAAGGUGAGGAAGAGGAGGAGAAGAAUGAUGAUGAUGAUGAUGAUAAUGUGUUUGUUGAUGGUAAUGAUGAUAUACCAAACCCUGUACCCGCCCCAGCUCUAGCUCCUGCUCCUGUGCCAUUGCGAAGAGGCACUAAAAGGAAGAGCUAUCGUGAACCCAGAGAGAAAGGUAACCUGUUGUGGGAGAUUUGGGAGAAAGAGGAUCAGAAGUGGAUUACUGAACACAUGACAGAGGACGUUGACUUGGAUCAGCAGAACACUUUGAUUGCUGAAACCGCCGAGCCGCCUCGUGAUUUGAUUAUGCCAUUACUUAGGUACCAGAAGGAGUUUUUAGCGUGGGCAGCGAAACAGGAACAGACAGUUGCAGGGGGUAUUCUUGCAGAUGAGAUGGGGAUGGGGAAAACUAUACAAGCUAUCUCUCUUGUUCUUGCUAAGCGUGAUGUUGACAGGGGUUUGUCUAAAGAAGCGGUGGGGUGUACACUUGUGCUUUGUCCCCUUGUUGCUGUUUCUCAGUGGUUGAGUGAGAUUGCGAGGUUUACAUCACCGGGAAGCACCAAGGUGCUUGUGUACCAUGGGGCUAAGCGUGAGAAGAAUGCUGAAGAGUUUAAGAAGUAUGACUUUGUGUUGACAACUUAUUCUACGGUUGAGAAUGAGUUCAGGAAAUGCAUGAUGUCGCCUAAGGAGCAGUGUGAAUAUUGCAACAAGUCGUUUUACCCUGCGAAGCUUAUUAUCCACAAUAAAUAUUUUUGCGGGCCUAAUGCUGUGAAAACGAAUAAGCAAUCUAAGCAGCAGAAGAAGACGAAGAUCUCUAUAGCUACAUCGUCCAAUAAAGGCAAGGAAGCCGAUGCAGGAGAGGGUAGCAAGGUCAAUCGAUCUAGGAAGAAAACUAAAAAAGCACUAGAGGAAGAUCAGCUUGGUUCAGUGGAUAGAAAGAAGUCUCUUUUGCACUCUAUUACGUGGAACCGGAUCAUCUUGGAUGAGGGUCAUUACAUCAAAGAAAGACGUAGCAACACUGCGAGAGCUGUUUUUGCAUUGGAGGCUACCUACAGAUGGGCUUUGAGUGGUACCCCGCUGCAGAAUCGUGUUGGAGAGCUUUACUCUCUUAUUCGCUUCCUGCAAAUUCGUCCAUACUCGUACUACUUUUGCAAGGACUGUGACUGUAGAAUUCUUGAUUACACUGCGCAUGUAAGCUGUAAGAGCUGCCCUCAUAAUGCAGUGCGACAUUUCUGUUGGUGGAACAAGUAUGUGGCUAGACCAAUAACAGCAUAUGGAGGCUACGAACCGGGUAAGAGAGCCAUGGUAUUGCUGAAACACAAAGUUCUGAAAGACAUCCUCAUAAGACGUACUAAACUGGGCCGGGCAGCUGAUCUUGCUCUUCCUCCUAGAAUCAUCACUCUGAGGCGGGAUGCACUAGACGUAAAAGAGUUUGAUUACUAUGAAUCGCUAUACCAAAAUAGUCAAGCGCAAUUUAAUACGUAUAUUGAGGCUGGGACAUUGAUGAAUAACUAUGCACAUAUAUUUGAUCUUCUCACCCGUUUGAGACAGGCUGUUGAUCAUCCAUACCUUGUGGUGUAUUCCAAUUCUAGUGGAGAAAACGCUAACUUGAACGGUGAGAACAAAAAGGAGCAAGAAUGCGGUCUCUGCCAUGAACCGGCUGAGGACAGUGUUGUGACUUCUUGUGCACAUGUGUUCUGUAAAGCUUGUUUGAUUGAUUUCUCUGCAUCCCUGGGACAAGUUAGUUGCCCCACAUGCUCAAAACUACUGACUGUGGAUUGGACUACCAAAGCUGGCACAGAGAAACAUGCAAACAAGACAACACCAAAAGGAUUUAGAGCCUCAAGCAUUUUAAAUCGGAUAAAGCUCGAUGAUUUUCAGACAAGUACAAAGAUAGAGGCUUUGAGGGAAGAAAUCAGGUUCAUGGUUGAAAGAGAUGGGUCUGCCAAAGCAAUAGUUUUCAGCCAGUUCACAUCAUUUUUGGAUCUGAUAAACUACACCCUUGGGAAGUGUGGGGUUGGUUGCGCCCAACUGGUGGGAAGUAUGUCCAUGACAGCUAGAGAUCUUGCCAUCAAUAAAUUCAAAGAAGAUCCAGAUUGCAGAGUCUUCUUAAUGAGCUUGAAAGCUGGAGGGGUUGCUCUCAACCUAACAGUUGCCUCACAUGUGUUCAUGAUGGACCCGUGGUGGAACCCAGCGGUUGAGAGGCAAGCACAGGACAGAAUACAUAGGAUCGGACAGUACAAGCCAAUCAGAGUUGUGAGAUUCAUAAUAGAGAACACAGUGGAGGAAAGGAUCCUGAAGCUUCAAAAGAAGAAGGAACUUGUGUUUGAAGGGACCGUUGGUGGUUCUCAGGAGGCCAUUGGAAAGUUGACAGCGGAAGACAUGAGGUUUCUGUUUACCACCUAACUUAAUCCAUUAACAAACAAAAAAGUAUUUAGUCUGUACGAUCGUAAGAUAAUGGUGCCGUAAACUCCUUGUUUUCAGCUUCUUAUAUUUAGCUAGACAUUUGAUGAUGACUCAUCUAUGGUUUGAUACUCCCUUGCAAGAAAAGUGUUUUAAUAAUUGAAUGAAGUUUAAGUAGUUUAAUAAGGUAGGUUUUCAAC